AUGCGCUUGGGUCACAUCAUCGCAGCUCUUUGCCUCACGGCUGCACUGGGCAAGAAGAAGCCGCACAUUCUGUUCCUUCUGGCAGAUGACUUGGGCUGGGCCAACACCGGCUUCCAUCGGCAAAGCGCCAGCACCGAGGACGAGAAGCAGGGCCAGCUGGAGGUCCAGACACCAACCAUCGACCAACUGGUGAAGGAUGGCAUCAAUUUGGAUCGUCAUUAUGCCUACCGUAUCUGUGGGCCAGCGCGAGCCUCGCUGCUUUCCGGUCGCUUGGCACCUCACGUUCUCGUGAAGAACGUCGCAGUGACCGCGCGCAACGAGGAGGAUCCGGUGAGCGGCUAUGCUGGCAUCCCCCGGAACAUGACAGGCAUGGGUGCCAAGGUGCGCGAGGGCGGCUACCGCACGCACUACACAGGCAAGUGGGAUGCGGGUAUGGCAACGCCGCAGCACACGCCCUAUGGCCGCGGCUUCAACACAAGCUUCCUCUACUACCAGCAUGCCAACGACUAUUGGAACAAGAAGACGGGGAUCCAAGCCACUGGUGAGAUCACCACCUGUCUGAAUGCAUUCUAUGACAUUAUGGUGGAGAACGACACCUACCGUGGGCCCUACACUGGAUCAGAGCUCAGCGAUGCCUGCAAACACAGUGAGGAGCGCACGCCAGCCUGCUACGAAGAAAAGAUGUUCGAGGACUAUUCCCUGCAGGUCAUCAAGAACCACGAUGCAUCUGAUGAAGAGCAUCCGCUCUUCCUCUUCCAUGCAUUUCACCUGCUGCACACGCCCCUGCAGGUGCCGAAGUACUACUUCGACCAGAUCGAGGAGAGCGUGGUCUCAAAGGGGGGCCGCGCCUUCGAUUCGGAGAACCGGCGCCUGAUCAUGGCCAUGACGAAGUACAUGGACGAUACCAUCAAGAACCUGACCACGGCCUUGAAGGAGAAGGGCAUGUGGGAGAACACCUUGGUGGUCUUUACCACGGACAACGGGGGCCCCAUCUAUGAGCCUGGCUCCUCCAACAACUAUCCGCUUCGAGGGGGGAAGUAUUCCGACUUCGAGGGCGGCGUGCGCACCACGACGUUCAUGUCCGGCGGCUACAUCCCCAAGGAGAGGCGCGGAAAGGUGCACCAGGGCGUGGUCUCCUUGGCCGACUGGUACACCAUGUUCUCCGAGUUGGCAGGCGUCGACCCGGAGGACGCUGAGGCGGCUAAGGCCAACGUCUGGCUGAAAGCACAAGGCCUCACCGAGCUGAGCAAAGUGGACGGCAAGAAGGGUCAACUGGAAGCCAUCUUGAAGGGUGAGCCUGGGCCCUGGGCCAACGAAUCACUCUUCAUCUCUGGCAACGCCAUGUUGGAAUACCCUUACAAGUUGAUCACAGGCAAGCAACCAUACAUGAGGCACACGGGCCCAUUGUAUCCCAACUGCAGCACCAUCUCCUCGAUGACGGGUGGCCAGGGCCCCGACUUUAUCGACUUCGGGGUCUUGGAGAAGAAGCCAGACCUUGGAGACAAGUCUUACUGGCGAGGCGAUUGUGCUCACGGGUGCCUCUUCAACGUGGAGGAGGACCCUGCCGAAAGCAAGGACCUCUCUCAGGACCCUGCCCAACAAGAGAGGAUGACGCGUAUGAUCAACGCUCUGUCACAGCACAAUCAGACCCUCUUCAUCCCCGAGCGUGGCGAGACUCACUUGAAGGCAUGCUACUCGAUGAUGCUGAAUGGUGGUGGGCACUUUGGACCCUUUGUAGACAUCGAAGGCUACUACACAAGUCCUCCCAGGGAGAUGCAUGACCUGAACCUUCGUGAGAAGGCCCAGAUGAUGAUGAUGGCGGCCAUUGAGAAGGAUCCUCUGAGAUCUUUCGUCCAGAGGAUGGCGGCAAAGCGCAUCCUGAAAAAGUUGGAGGAGACAAGUGACAAGUGCUGCACGAACACAGCCUGCACUGGAAACAGCACUGAUCCGGGAAUGCCAGAUGUGUUCGCUUUCGUCCAAAGUGUCAAUGCCACCAUGAUCGAAGCAGUUGGCGAAACCGGACUCGGCGGAUACGUCUAG
Symbiodinium sp. CCMP2456 is the source of this 2040-nucleotide messenger RNA. The record is from the annotation of a GenBank genome assembly. Lineage: Eukaryota; Dinophyceae; Suessiales; Symbiodiniaceae.